AUGGCCACAGGCGUAUUGGGCUGCUUCAGGCCGGCAUCGUUUGCCCUCUGCAUUUUUUCAUGUCUCCUCCUGGCCGGCGUUGGUGGGCCUUACUGGGAUGUCCCAGUAGGAAGGUUGGAUUCCAAGAAGGCGAGCCUGGAACUAGCAAACAACGACAUCCCGACUGCUCAGCAAGGCCUCCUUACGCUCAUUGCCAAGUUCUGGGAGAAGGGCCUUGACGCCACUGACAUGGUGGCCCUCGUCGGUAUGCUGCUCCCUCCAAUUCCUCUGCCAAAACCUCUUCAGGAUUCCAACUCUUGA
This is a messenger RNA of Miscanthus lutarioriparius, 300 nucleotides long. Lineage: Eukaryota; Viridiplantae; Streptophyta; Magnoliopsida; Poales; Poaceae. The record is from the annotation of a GenBank genome assembly.